GGGGAGCGAGCGGUUGCGGAUCCAGGCAUUCACCGGAGCAGCCCGCGGAUACUCGGCGCCGCCUGCCUCCGGGUGAGCCCUCUGCGAACGCCGCUGUCCCCGGGAAGCCGGGGCGCCCGAUUGACAGAGGAGCGGUCGGACCCAGCGGAGUCCCGCUUGGCGGCCGGAGGACGCGGACGUAGACCCGGGGCGGAGGCGCACCGCGAGCCAGUCAUGUCGGUGGUGGGGCUGGACGUGGGCUCCCAGAGCUGCUACAUCGCGGUGGCCCGGGCCGGGGGCAUUGAGACCAUCGCCAAUGAAUUCAGCGACCGGUGCACCCCAUCAGUCAUAUCAUUUGGGUCAAAAAACAGAACAAUUGGAGUUGCAGCCAAAAAUCAGCAAAUCACUCAUGCAAACAAUACAGUGUCUAACUUCAAGAGGUUUCACGGCCGAGCAUUUAAUGACCCCUUCAUUCAAAAAGAGAAGGAAAACUUAAGUUAUGAUUUGGUUCCGAUGAAAAAUGGUGGAGUUGGAAUAAAGGUAAUGUACAUGGAUGAAGAACAUCUGUUUAGUGUGGAACAGAUAACAGCCAUGCUGUUGACUAAGUUAAAAGAAACUGCUGAAAACAACCUCAAGAAACCAGUAACAGACUGUGUUAUUUCAGUCCCCUCUUUCUUCACAGAUGCUGAGAGGCGAUCAGUAUUAGAUGCUGCGCAAAUUGUUGGUCUAAAUUGCUUAAGACUCAUGAAUGACAUGACAGCUGUUGCUUUGAAUUAUGGAAUUUAUAAGCCCGAUCUCCCAGGCCUGGAUGAGAAACCUCGGAUAGUGGUUUUUGUUGAUAUGGGACACUCAGCUUUUCAGGUGUCUGCCUGUGCCUUUAACAAGGGAAAAUUGAAGGUACUGGGAACAGCUUUUGAUCCUUUCUUAGGAGGAAAAAACUUUGAUGAAAAGUUAGUAGAACAUUUUUGUGCAGAAUUUAAAACUAAGUACAAGUUGGAUGCAAAAUCCAAAAUUCGAUCCCUUCUUCGUCUGUAUCAAGAGUGUGAGAAGUUGAAAAAGCUAAUGAGCUCCAACAGCACAGACCUGCCACUGAGCAUUGAGUGCUUCAUGAAUGACCAGGACGUGUUGGGAAAGAUGAACAGGGCACAAUUUGAAGAACUCUGUGCUGAACUCCUGCAAAAGAUAGAAAUUCCCCUUUAUUCACUGAUGGAACAGACUCAGCUCAAAGUAGAAGAUGUGAGUGCUGUUGAGAUAGUUGGAGGCACUACACGAAUUCCAGCUGUGAAAGAAAAAAUUGCCAAAUUCUUUGGAAAAGAUGUUAGCACAACACUCAAUGCAGAUGAAGCAGUUGCCAGAGGCUGUGCACUGCAGAGUGCAAUUUUGUCUCCAGCAUUUAAAGUUAGAGAGUUUUCUGUCAUAGAUGCAGUUCCUUUUCCAAUAUCUCUGGUCUGGAGCCACGAUUCAGAAGACACUGAAGGUGUUCAUGAAGUGUUCGGUCGAAACCAUGCUGCUCCCUUCUCCAAAGUCCUCACCUUCUUGAGAAGCGGGCCUUUUGAACUGGAAGCUUUCUAUUCUGAUCCUCAAGGAGUUCCAUAUCCAGAAGCAAAAAUAGGCCGCUUCAUAGUUCAGAAUGUUUCUGCACAGAAAGAUGGAGAAAAAUCUAGAGUGAAAGUGAAAGUGCGAGUCAACACCCAUGGCAUUUUCACCAUCUCUACAGCGUCUAUGGUGGAGAAAGUCCCUGCCGAAGACAGUGAAUUGCCUUCUGUUGAAGCGGAUAUAGAGUGUCAGAGCCAGAGACCUCCAGAAAACCCAGACACUGAGAAAAAUGUCCAGCAAGACAGCAGUGAAGCUGGAACACAGCCCCAGGUACAAACUGAUGGUCAACAGACCUCACAGUCUCCCCCUUCACCUGAACUUACCUCAGAAGAGAACAAAACCCCAGAUGCUGACAAAGCAAAUGAAAAGAAAGUUGACCAGCCUCCAGAAGCUAAAAAACCCAAAAUCAAGGUAGUGAAUGUGGAGCUGCCUGUUGAGGCCAACUUGGUCUGGCAGCUGGGGAGAGAUCUGCUUAACAUGUACAUCGAAACAGAGGGUAAGAUGAUAAUGCAGGAUAAAUUGGAGAAGGAAAGAAACGAUGCUAAAAAUGCAGUGGAGGAAUAUGUGUAUGAGUUCCGGGACAAGCUGUGUGGACCAUAUGAAAAAUUCAUCUGUGAGCAGGACCAUCAAAAAUUUUUGCAGCUGCUCACAGAGACUGAGGACUGGCUCUAUGAGGAAGGAGAGGACCAAGUGAAACAAGCCUAUGUGGACAAACUGGAAGAAUUAAUGAAAAUUGGCACUCCAGUUAAAGUUCGAUUUCAAGAAGCUGAGGAACGGCCAAAAGCAUUUGAAGAACUAGGCCAGAGGCUGCAGCACUAUGCCAAGAUAGCAGCCGACUUCAGGAAGAGUGAUGAGAAAUACAGUCAUAUUGAUGAGUCUGAAAUGAAGAAGGUCGAGAAGUCAGUGAAGGAAGUGAUGGAGUGGAUGAAUAACAUCAUGAACGCCCAGGGUAGAAAGAGUCUGGACCAGGAUCCAGUUGUACGUGCUCAGGAAAUUAAAGCAAAAAUAAAGGAGUUGAAUAACACCUGUGAACCUGUUGUAACACAACCCAAACCAAAAAUUGAGUCACCGAAACUGGAAAGAACUCCAAAUGGCCCAAAUACUGAUAAAAAGGAAGACGAUUUAGAUCAAGGCAAAAAUAAUUUCAGUGCUGAACCUCCACAUCAGAAUGGUGAAUGUUACCCUAACGAGAAGAGUUCCAUUAAUAUGGACUUGGACUAGAUAACAUUAAAUUGGCUCCAAUUAAUAAAAUAUUUUUGCUGUAGUAUGUGACUCUAUAUAACAUACUAAGACUAUUUAUAUUUUCUUUUUUAAGGAUGUUUAGAACUUUUGUGUACUAUAUGAAAAAAGAAAAAGCUUAAGUCUGUAGUCUUUAUGAUCCUAAAAGGGAAAAUUGCCUUGGUAACUUUCAGAUUCCUGUGGAAUUGUGAAUUCAUACUAAGCUUCUGUGCAGUAUUACCAUUUGCAUCACUGAGGAUGAAAUUGAUUUGUCUUUUGGAGAAGCUAAAACAAACUGUACUGCUUGUUCAAGAGGGUCGUGGGUAAAAUUGUUAAGCAUUUGUUCCUGCCAAGGUAGUUUUCUUGCAUCUUGCUCUCCAUUUCAGCAUGUGUGUGGAUGUUUAUAAACAAGACAGUCUGAUUUCACAAGGGCUUUCUAAAAUUCUGUUCAAUAGAAGAUGACUUUUUGCUUUGAUAUUAAAAUUCAUUGAGUAAUGCAAACGCUAGUGAAAUGUGUUAGCAGCAUGCAGAACAAAUCUUUCAAAUGUAUCUCUUGUUACACAGUACACUGUCAUGUGAAGGUGUCAAAGGGAAGAAAUGUGGGUUCUGUGUGUUACUGGUAUUGUGAAGCCUUUUAUGAGCUUUAAAAUAAAGUUCAUCUUAUGGUGUCAUUUCUAAA
Molecule: messenger RNA, 3472 nt
Organism: Miniopterus natalensis
Lineage: Eukaryota; Metazoa; Chordata; Mammalia; Chiroptera; Miniopteridae
Gene: HSPH1
Product: heat shock protein family H (Hsp110) member 1
Biological process (GO): protein folding
Cellular component (GO): cytosol; nucleus
Molecular function (GO): ATP binding; ATP-dependent protein folding chaperone
Source: RefSeq, a predicted model, not a curated record